This is a messenger RNA of Monoraphidium neglectum, 390 nucleotides long. RefSeq lists its product as hypothetical. Lineage: Eukaryota; Viridiplantae; Chlorophyta; Chlorophyceae; Sphaeropleales; Selenastraceae. Gene Ontology annotation, cellular component: retromer, cargo-selective complex; retromer complex; late endosome. The record is from RefSeq and is a predicted model, not a curated record. Bases 1 to 390 code for a protein of 129 amino acids. The transcript is spliced from 4 exons. Gene Ontology annotation, biological process: retrograde transport, endosome to Golgi; intracellular protein transport.
AUGGAGGAACAGGACAAAUUUCUGAAGGAGGCCUCCACCUCCGUCAAGAAAAAUGCAUACUUCAUGUCGAAGGCCAUGGACGAAGACAACCUGCGGGAGGCCCUGCGGUACUCUGCAGCAAUGUUGGGGGAGCUGCGGACAUCCUAUCUCUCUCCGCAGAAGUACUACGAGCUGUACAUGCAGGUCUUCGACCAGCUUGCGCACCUGGAGUCGUUUUUCGCGGAUGAGCACGCCAAGGGGCGCACCUACUCGGAGCUAUACGAGCUGGUGCAGCAUGCAGGCAACGUGCUGCCGCGCCUGUACUUGAUGGUGGCGGUGGGCUGCCUGUUCAUCCGCUCUGGGGAGGGGUCGUCUAAGGAGCUGCUGAAGGAUCUCGUGGAGGUGAGCUGA